Molecule: messenger RNA, 1789 nt
Organism: Thermothielavioides terrestris NRRL 8126
Lineage: Eukaryota; Fungi; Ascomycota; Sordariomycetes; Sordariales; Chaetomiaceae
Exons: 4
Coding region: 427-1674 (415 amino acids)
Biological process (GO): fatty acid beta-oxidation; phenylacetate catabolic process
Cellular component (GO): peroxisome
Molecular function (GO): acetyl-CoA C-acyltransferase activity
Source: RefSeq, a predicted model, not a curated record
CCUGCCACCGCGCCAGCGGGAUGCGCAGGUUUUAUGUGAGAAAAAAAAUGGCGGCGCUCGCAACUGCCGACAGCGGAGCCGGGCUCCCGUUUUGGCGGUCCGCGGCAUUGCUACGGCUUUCCCCGCAGAGCCGACACGGCCCAGCCGGCUCGGGUCAGUUUACCCCAGGCCCAGGCCAGUGACAAGAGGCCGAGAGAUGCCUCGGCAAACCGGCCCCCACCGUCCCACCGCGGAAUGGCAUCGUCGCCGCUGCCUGCUCUGCCCAUCCACCGCCGACAACGUUGUCGCCACGUAUAUCUGAGCUGUUGCUGGCUUCAAUUUGAGCCGGAGAACCCGACAAAGCGUCUGUCUGCUGGCCCCGGAUUCUGCCUGCGACUGACCGACUAACCGAGCGACCGACUGCAUCUGACUGAUCUCGCUGCGACAAUGGCGGUCGAGCGGCUCGGCUCCAUCCUCAAGCACCUGUCCCCGGGCAGCGCGCUGUCCCAGAUCACCAGCAAGAAUGCCGACGACAUCGUCAUCACGCUCGCCGUGCGGACGCCGCUGACCAAGGCGCGCAAGGGCGGCUUCAAGGACACCAGCCUCGAGUACCUCAUCUACGCGCUGCUGAAGGAAGUGCGCGAGCGGAGCAACCUCGACCCCGCCCUCGUGGAGGACAUCUGCCUCGGAAACGUUUCAGACGGCAAGGCCGCGUACAAGCUGCGCGCGGCCCUGCUGGCGGCCGGCUUCCCCAAUACGACCAGCGCCUCGAGUCUGAACCGCUUCUGCUCGUCCGGGCUCAAGGCGGUCGCCGACAUCGCGCACGCCAUCAGCAGCGGCUCGAUCGAGAUCGGCGUGGCCAUCGGCGCCGAGCAGAUGACCAUCGGCGGCGACGCGCUCCAGAAGCCGUUCGACGAGGAGGUCACCAAACACUCGCAGGAGGCGGUCGACGCCAUGCAGCCCAUGGGCUGGACGAGCGAGAACGUCAGCCGCGACUUCGGCGUCUCGCGCGAGGCCAUGGACCGCUACGCCGCCGAGAGCUUCCAGCGCGCCGAGCGCGCCCAGAAGGCCGGCCUAUUCGACGACGAGAUCGUGCCCAUCAAGACGCGCGUCCGGGACGCCGCCGGCGAGUGGAAGGAGGUCACGCUGACGCGCGACGACGGCAUCCGGCCCGGCACCACCUUCGAGGGCCUUUCCAAGAUCCGCCCCGCCUUCCCGCAGUGGGGGCCGACCACGACGGGCGGCAACGCCAGCCAGGUGACCGAUGGAGCCGCCGCCGUGCUGCUGAUGAAGCGGUCGACGGCCGUCCGGCUGGGCCAGCCGAUCCUGGCCAAGUACGUCGGCUCGACGACGGCCGGGCUGUCGCCGCGCAUCAUGGGCAUCGGGCCGACCGUGGCGAUUCCCAAGCUGCUCGCGCAGCACGGCCUCACGCUCGCCGACGUCGACGUGGUCGAGAUCAACGAGGCCUUCGCCAGCAUGGCCGUCUACUGCCGCGACACGCUCGGCCUCGACUGGGCCAAGAUGAACCCGCGCGGCGGCGCCAUCGCCCUGGGCCACCCGCUCGGCGCCACCGGCGUCCGCCAGAUCGUCACCGGCCUGAGCGAGUGCCGCCGCACCGGCAAGAAGAUCCUGCUCACCAGCAUGUGCGUCGGCACCGGCAUGGGCAUGGCCGGCCUGUUUGUGAACGAGCAAUGACGGCGGCAUGGAGCGUGGACUCGUGUAUAAUUUAUACUUAGCGGCAGCCAGUGUUUUGGAUAGCACGUGUCUGUGUUUAGCCAGUGGCCAGAUGACGCGGGCGAGUACAGAGUAG